AUGGACGAAAAGGGGUUCCUUCUUGGGGUGGUAGAAAGAUCUAAAAGAGUGUUUUCAAAACAACUUUGGGCCCAAAAGAAAGUUACAGCAGCCUUGCAAGAUGGUUGUAGAGAGUGGAUAACAGUUUUGGCUUGUAUUUGUGCUGAUGGGAGCUGGAUUGACCCAAUGAUUGUCUUUGAAGGAAAUGCCGGUCUUCGCGAGCGAUGGAUACAGCACUUAGACGUGGACAAACACCAGCUUUUUUGCUCUACAACUGAGUCUGGCUGGAGUAACAAUGAGCUGGCAAAGGCUUGGGUCGAACAGGUGUUUGACCGGAAGACAAAGGAGAAAGCAAAACGAGACUACAGACUUCUUCUGCUCGACGGCCAUGGAAGUCACGUUACUCCAUCCUUCAUCGACUACUGCAACUCUCAUCGAAUCCUGAUUGCAAUCUUUUCCCCCCAUGCGACUCACAGCCUUCAGCCACUCGACGUGGUGUUGUAUUCUCCAUUGUCGACAGCUUACUCGAACGAACUGUCCGAGUUCCUCCGCCGCUGUCAGGGGUUGCUGCGUGUGCAAAAAAGUGACUUUAUAAGCUUAUUUUGGGCGGCAUAUACAUCGACUUUCACAUUUGAGAAUAUUAUAAGUAGCUUUGCGGCUACUGGAGUUCAUCCACUCGAUCCGGACGUUGUGCUCCAACGCUUCAAAAGCUCAACACCACCACGGGACACGGAUACAGAAGUUGGAGAGCAUGGAGAUGGGGAUACUCGGAGACAGCUGUCCAAUUUAUACGACGCUGCUGUCACGGAUAAGUCAAAAGUUGAAGCCAAAGAGCUAAAACAGGCACUCCAUUCACUUCAGGUCAGAAAUGAGCUACUCUACCAUGAAAACAAGAAAUUACGCGGUGAGAUAGACGCCAAAAAACAGAAGAAAAAGCAUAAUCCAGUUCUAGAUCUUCAGCAGCACCAAGAGUAUCAAAGUUUGGCGGUGGUAUGGAGUCCUCGGUCA
Bipolaris victoriae FI3 is the source of this 987-nucleotide messenger RNA. RefSeq lists its product as hypothetical. The transcript has a single exon. The record is from RefSeq and is a predicted model, not a curated record. Gene Ontology annotation, molecular function: DNA binding. Lineage: Eukaryota; Fungi; Ascomycota; Dothideomycetes; Pleosporales; Pleosporaceae. Gene Ontology annotation, cellular component: nucleus. The annotation marks the transcript as partial.